Messenger RNA from Lolium perenne, 765 nucleotides. RefSeq names its product ferredoxin. Lineage: Eukaryota; Viridiplantae; Streptophyta; Magnoliopsida; Poales; Poaceae. Gene Ontology annotation, cellular component: chloroplast stroma. The record is from RefSeq and is a predicted model, not a curated record. Gene Ontology annotation, biological process: electron transport chain. Gene Ontology annotation, molecular function: 2 iron, 2 sulfur cluster binding; electron transfer activity.
CUCCAUCCCCUAGCUCAGCUAUCCGACCUCCAUAGCCACACACGCUAGCUAGCUCUUCCCAUCUCAUCUCCCCGAGCAGCAGCUAGCAAUGGCCACCGCACUGAGCAGCCUCCGCGCGCCCUUCUCCCUGCGCGCCGCCGCCCCACCGGCGCCCCGCGUGGCCCUCGCGCCGGCCAACCUCGCUCUCACCGCCGCCAAGCAGGUGCGGGGAGCCAGGCUCCGCGCGCAGGCCACCUACAAGGUGAAGCUGAUCACGCCCGAGGGGGAGGUGGAGCUGGAGGUCCCCGACGACGUCUACAUCCUCGACCAGGCCGAGGAGGAGGGUAUCGACCUGCCCUACUCCUGCAGGGCCGGGUCCUGCUCGUCCUGCGCCGGCAAGCUGGUCUCCGGGUCGCUGGACCAGUCCGACCAGAGCUUCCUCGACGACGAGCAGAUGGAGGAGGGCUGGGUGCUCACCUGCCACGCCUACCCCACGUCCGACCUCGUCAUCGAGACCCACAAGGAGGAGGAGCUCACCGCCUAAGCUGAUUUAUACACUAUCUCUCUCUUGUCAUGCGUACAUGGGCAUCGCCACCGAUUUGUUAGUGCUUGAAUGAAUUGCGUGAUGAUUUGCUCAAGUGGUGAUAUGGUCGUUGAAUUACCUAUACCUUUUUUGUACCGUAAGAUAUACCCCGUAGUACUGCUGUCAAAUACUAUAGUAUAUGCAUGUACGUAACUCAACGUACUGAAAUGAAUCUUGAUGCUUGAGGUGUCUUAAUUCUUAAA